AUUGGCAACACCAAACUAUCGUCGUCAAAAAAAAGAAAAAUGCCGCUGCAAAAAAGAAACGUAAUGAUAAAGGUUGGUUUCCUGCGUUGACAGUGGAAUUCGCGUAUUUUCUUUAGUAUAAUAAAAAUUUACAAAUAAGAUGUUUGAAAUGAAUACGGCGGAACCAAUGCAAGUGGACGUUCCACUUGAGGACAAUGAAAAUAAUGAAACAGAAUGCUAUGUGGUCGAGAAUCCUUCAUUAGAUCUAGAAACCUAUGCUGCCUCGUAUACCGGCUUUGCGAAGUUGUACAGAUUAAUGUUCGUAGCAGAUCACUGUCCAUCGUUAAGAUUAGAAGCCCUUAAAAUGGCUAUAUCAUAUGUUAUGACCACCUAUAAUGUAAGUCUUUAUCAAACACUUCACAAAAAGCUAGCAGAAGCAAUUGCAACAUCUGGGCUUCCUGAUGUUGCUGUACAAAUGGGCUCUCAAGAUAUACCAGUUCUUGACACCAUGUGGGUUGAGUCAAAAACCAAAAAGGCUGCAAUCAAGUUGGAAAAAUUAGAUACAGAUUUAAAAAAUUACAAAACAAAUUCUAUUAAGGAAAGUAUCAGAAGAGGACAUGAUGAUCUUGGAGAUCAUUACCUAGACUGUGGUGAUUUGACCAGUGCUCUCAAAUGCUAUUCAAGAGCAAGAGAUUACUGUACAAGUGGUAAACACAUAAUCAUGAUGUGCCUCAAUGUAGUUAAGGUGUCUGUAUAUUUGCAAAAUUGGGCUCAUGUCCUCAACUAUGUUUCCAAAGCAGAGAGUACACCAGACUUCAAUGAAGUGCCUGGAAAAGAUUCCAAUCAGGCUAUAUUAACUCGCUUAAAAUGUGCAGCUGGGCUUGCAGAACUUGCUACAAAGAAAUAUAAAUCUGCAGCGAAACACUUUCUAGCAGCAAGUAUUGACCAUUGUGAAUACCCUGAACUUCUUAGCAGCAACAAUGUGGCUGUCUAUGGAGGGCUGUGUGCACUCGCUACUUUUGAUCGUUCUGAAUUACAAAAGCAAGUUAUAGUUAGUAGUUCUUUUAAAUUAUUUUUAGAACUAGAACCACAAUUACGUGACAUAAUUUUUAAGUUCUACGAAUCUAAAUAUGCUUCCUGCUUAAGAUUAUUAGAUGAGAUAAGGGACAAUUUGCUCUUAGAUAUGUAUUUAGCGCCUCAUUUAAAUUCUCUUUAUAUGCAAAUAAGGAACAGGGCAUUAAUUCAAUACUUUAGUCCGUAUCUCUCAGCGGAUAUGCGUCUUAUGGCUGCUGCUUUUAAUCGGACAGUCAAUGCUCUUGAAGAUGAACUAAUGCAAUUGAUUCUUGAAGGCCAAAUCCAGGCUCGCAUUGAUUCACAUAAUAAAAUACUGUAUGCUAAAGAUGUAGAUCAGAGAAGUACCACAUUUGAAAAGAGUUUAGCAAUGGGGAAAGAAUACCAGCGAAGAACUUCAAUGUUGAUUUUACGUGCUGCCAUGAUAAAAAAUCAAAUACAUGUGAAGAAUGUUGGACGAGACAGUGGACCACAAGGUGGUGAAGCACCAGGCUCCAGUACAAGUCUCACUACUCGCACUUUUGAACCAGUCAUAGCCUUGUGAUGAAAUACCUCUUGUGAUGUAGUCAACAUAUUACUUUUUACAUUUACAUGGCAAUUUGAAAAAGAUUAUAUCCAAGACUACUGUCUUCUUUGUAAAAAAGCUGUUUUUAGUAAUAAUGCAUUUACUUUGUUACACACAAACUUUGCUCUUAGGAUAAACUUAUAUCCUUAUAAUGCCCAGGUAUUAUUUAUGUUACUACUUUAAGAAGUUCUUAGUGAACUGGGUGUAAUGGCCAUGCUAUCUGCUGUUUAUUUUAAGGAAAAUGUUUUUAUCACCGAGUGAAACACUAAAAACUGGUGCAAGCAUUAAUUGCAACAUUGUUUAUACAGAAUUAUUCUAUGUAACCGCAAGAUAUGUCUACGUAAUUUUUAAUAAUAUUAAAAAAGUAAAUGCAA
Molecule: messenger RNA, 1989 nt
Organism: Zerene cesonia (dogface butterfly)
Lineage: Eukaryota; Metazoa; Arthropoda; Insecta; Lepidoptera; Pieridae
Gene: CSN1b
Product: COP9 signalosome complex subunit 1
Exons: 4
Coding region: 140-1594 (484 amino acids)
Cellular component (GO): COP9 signalosome
Source: RefSeq, a predicted model, not a curated record